This is a messenger RNA of Parus major (Great Tit), 2195 nucleotides long. It is a transcript of the gene RIOX2, whose product is annotated as ribosomal oxygenase 2. The coding region runs from base 84 to 1355 and encodes 423 amino acids. The record is from RefSeq and is a predicted model, not a curated record. The transcript has 10 exons. NCBI's taxonomy places the organism in Eukaryota, Metazoa, Chordata, Aves, Passeriformes, Paridae. Gene Ontology annotation, molecular function: histone H3K36 demethylase activity; histone H3K4 demethylase activity. Gene Ontology annotation, cellular component: nucleolus.
CUCCCGCUUCCUUCCAGCGGGCACCUCCUGCGGCCCGGCCCCGGCCCGGAGCGCUCCGGGCCUCCCUGCCGCCCGCAGGGAAGAUGCCCAAGAAAGGAGGGAAGAUUGCUGAUGUGCCCAAGGAAGCACAGGCACAGUGUAAACGGCCCAAGUUGGAUGCAGCUGGUUCUCCUUCCAUCCUGAGUUUUGAGAGCCCAGACAGCCUCUUCAGGAGCCUGAUCUCUCCCAUUGAAGAAGAGGUGUUUUUCAGGGAGUACUGGGAGCAAAAGCCACUGCUUGUUCGGAGAAAUGAUGUCCUGGUGGCUGCUUACUACCAGUCCCUGUUCCAGCUGUCACACUUGAAGGAGCUGUGCAGCCAGGGCCUGUACUAUGGACAAGAUGUGAAUGUCUGCAGGUGUGUGAAUGGGAAAAAGAAGGUUUUAAAUAAAGAAGGCAGAGUGAAUUAUGUGCAGCUGAAGAAGGAUUUUGACCAGAAGAAGGCAACAAUACAGUUUCAUCAGCCUCAGAGAUUUAAGGAGGAGCUGUGGAAGAUUCAGGAGAAGCUGGAGUGUUACUUUGGGUCUCUGGUGGGAUCCAAUGUUUACAUCACCCCCCAGGGGUCUCAGGGCCUUCCCCCUCACUACGAUGAUGUUGAGGUGUUCAUCCUUCAGCUGGAAGGAGAGAAGCACUGGAGACUCUACAAACCAACGGUGCCUUUGGCUCGGGAGUAUAACGUUGAGCCAGAAGAUAGGAUUGGGAAUCCCACACAUGAAUUCAUAUUAAAGCCAGGUGACUUUCUGUACUUCCCAAGAGGGACUAUUCACCAGGCUGACACUCCUCAUGGGAUCUCCUAUUCAACACACGUGACCAUCAGCACCUACCAAAACAACUCUUGGGGAGACUUCUUACUGGAUGCAAUUCCUGGCCUGGUGUUUGAUACAGCAAAAGAGGACGUGGCGCUGCGGACAGGCAUUCCGAGGCAACUGCUCAUGCAGGUGAACACAGCUGACUGCACCAAAAAGCUGAGCAGCCUUCUGAGAAGGCUUGCAGACAGUCUGGAGAACUCCAGGGAACUGAGAUCAUCUGACUUGAAGAAGGAUUUCAUUAUGCACCGGUUGCCACCUUACUUGGGAUGUGACUCUGAUGCUUUGACUCCAGGUGGGAAAUUGCCAAAAAUAAAUAGCAAAAUCAGACUGCAGUUUAGAGACCAUGCUAUCAUCACUGUGGAACCAGAUCAAGAGAAUGCUGAUGAAAUUCACAGAGAGAUGGUUUAUGUGUAUCAUUCCUUAAAGAACAGGAGAGAAACUCACAUGAUGGGGAGAGAGGAUGACACUGCCAGUGAGGAUGGUGUGGCACAGAGUACCUGGAUGAGCUGAAGCUGCAACAGAGGCUGUGAAUAGGAGAACUAAGUAAUUUGAUCUCAUGCUUAAUUAAACAUUUGAGAUGCCAAUGGGAUAUCUUGUGCAUGCCCUGUGGGCCAGUUAACAAAGCUGCUGGAGCAACUAAAAGCAUCUCUUACUUUGUGUGUCCUUCAGCAGGGCCUGUCUGAGGCUGCACUUGUUCCAUGGGGAUCACUGCACCUCAUUUCUGACAUGUUAAACCUGUGUUAGCUCCUGUAUCCACUGGAACACCCUCUGCAGGGCUGCUCGCUUCAGCCCGGGGCAGGUCAGCACUGGCAGUAAAGAACUCACUCUUCUACCAUGUAAUUCAGGUCUGCACAGCUCCUCCAAAGAGGCAGAACAGAGCAGAGCCUGGCCUUGGCUUGGCCAUUGCUGCAAGGUUUUUUGCCUGGCAGUUAUUUUCCUUUUGAAGUAAAUCUCACUAUUCCUCUGGAGCUGAGGCUGGACACUGGCACCUGAGCAGCACAUGCACAGCCUUCCUUCCUGCCCUUAAACAGAGUCCUGGGAAUGAAGGUCCUCUGUGCUUCUGUGCCCAAAAACUGCAGAUGUCAGCUAGAAAUAAAGCUCUGUGACCUUGCUAUAAAAUAAUGGGUAGGGUUAGGCAAGAGGGUAAAUUUAAAAUGAUUUUUUUCUUCUGUGUGGAAACCACAGGAGGAAGUCACAUGUACCAUAAACAUCCCUACCUUGUAGUGUGCUACAGCAUGGAAGAGUCUGAGUAAAAUAGGUCUGGAUAAAACUGUAUCUUUGGGAGGCUGCUCUCACGAACUCCAGUGUGCUGUGGGAAUGGAGCACGUUCCUGCUGCUCCCUCACACACA